This is a messenger RNA of Meloidogyne enterolobii, 488 nucleotides long. The record is from the annotation of a GenBank genome assembly. NCBI's taxonomy places the organism in Eukaryota, Metazoa, Nematoda, Chromadorea, Rhabditida, Meloidogynidae.
UUUUUUUUAUUUAUUUUUUUGUUAGAAUUUAUUCUUCAAAAGUACCUAUUAAAGAAGGAAAUUAUUUUUAAUCCUUUUAGCCUUAAAAUGCAUUUCAAUAUUUUUGGCAAAGCAGUGAUGGUGCACCAUAAUUUUAUAACCCCAAGAAGGAAAGGCAUUGUUUUAUACAACUAUCCAUCAAUUUGUCUUUUGGUUCUUCCCUCUGGGGCCGUUUCUGAUAUAAUAAGAGGGCCAAGAAGUUGAUGUGGUUUUUGUCUAUUUGUGCCCCGCUUCCUGCUUGCAGACGUCAUUAGUUUAUGGUAUUAUAUUUUUUUCUUUUUCAUAACAAUGGGAUAGGAAGCAAUAUUUUGGUAAAUGCGCGUUUAGAAUUAGGGUUUCGGUUGGGAAACAAAAUUAUUCUUGGGCCAAAGUUGGUAUGGACAUAUAGAGACGGACAAAUCUGGAUUGGGAUGACAAAAAUAACCUCUUGCGUAUUUCGUUGGUUCUAA